Vitis riparia (riverbank grape) is the source of this 1839-nucleotide messenger RNA. RefSeq names its product pectin acetylesterase 5-like. The record is from RefSeq and is a predicted model, not a curated record. The transcript has 12 exons. Bases 129 to 1379 code for a protein of 416 amino acids. NCBI's taxonomy places the organism in Eukaryota, Viridiplantae, Streptophyta, Magnoliopsida, Vitales, Vitaceae. Gene Ontology annotation, molecular function: hydrolase activity.
UACGAAACGACGUCGUUUCUACCUCCAUGGCCGGGUCAAAGCAGAGUGUAGCUGAAGAGUUGCUGCUCGUCUCUGUCGUCCCGUGCUGUGAUUAGGCUCAGUCUAGUUGAUGCCUUCGUCCAUCCUAAAUGGCGAACCCUAGGUUUCGACUUCUCCUUCCUUGGAGGAAAUCCUCCAAAAGGGACUGGGCAAUCGCAGCCUUCGGAUUCACCAUCUUCUUCUUCGCUCUCUCUUUCAUCUCCUAUUCACAGAUCUCCACCAAAACCAUCGCACCCCUGGAUUUGGUUGACUUGACAUUGGUGCGCCAUGCCAAGGAUAAAGGCGCCGUUUGUUUAGAUGGUAGUGCCCCUGGAUAUCAUUUUCGAAGUGGUUUUGGAUCUGGCUCUAACAAUUGGGUUCUUCAUAUAGAGGGUGGAGGCUGGUGUAAUACUGUAGCAUCUUGUUUAUUUCGUAAAACAACUGCACUAGGUUCUUCAAACUACAUGGAACGUCAAGUUCACUUUUCCGGAAUUUUAAGCCAUGACUCAUCACAGAAUCCUGAUUUCUUUGACUGGAAUAAAGUCAAGCUGCGGUAUUGUGAUGGUGCUUCUUUUGCUGGAAACUCUCAAAAGAAUGAAACACAACUCUUCUUCAGAGGUCAGCGCAUCUGGGAAGCAGUUAUGGAUGAACUCUUAUCAAUAGGACUGUCUAAUGCUAAACAGGUUCUUCUUUCAGGGUGCUCUGCUGGAGGAUUGGCAACUCUCAUACACUGUGAUGACUUCCGAGGGAUUUUGCCAAAGAAUGCCACUGUCAAAUGCCUUUCUGAUGCAGGUUUUUUCCUUGAUGAGAAAGAUGUUACCGGAAAUCGCAGAAUACGGUCUUUCUAUAGUGAUGUUGUCCACCUUCAGGGUGUAGCAAACAGUUUGGAUAAGGAUUGUGUUGGAAGAAUGGAACCAUCCCAGUGUUUCUUUCCUCAAGAAUUUAUCAAGAACAUAAAAACCCCAGUUUUCCUUGUCAACCCAGCUUAUGAUUUUUGGCAGAUUCAAUAUGUUUUGAUACCAGCUGAAUCAGAUCCUUCUGGCAAAUGGGCAAAAUGCAGACUGAGCAUUCAGAAGUGUAGUUCUGCCCAGAUUGAAAUUCUACAUGGUUUCCGAAAUUCUAUGCUAAAGACACUGAGUGAGUUCCAACAAAACAAGGAUGGAGGCAUGUUUAUAAACUCUUGCUUUAGUCACUGCCAAACAUUGAUGACUGAGACAUGGUAUUCUCCUAAUUCUCCCAGAAUCAACAAUAAGACCAUUGCAGAAUCUGUAGGUGACUGGUACUUCAACCGAAAAUUAGUGAAGCAAAUUGAUUGCCCUUAUCCAUGUAAUCCUACUUGUUAUAACAUGGACUUUACUUGACAUCGAUGAAGCUCAAUGUGUCAUCAAUUUUGUUGCUGAUAUCCUAAAGAUGGACUUUGCCGAGGUUGAUGAACCUCCAGAUGUCUUGAGGCUGCUUCUCUAUCCCCACUCGUUAGCCUGGAGGAAAUUCUUCCCCCGUAUCCAGGGCAAGAUCCAGCCAUUGAAUAUGGUUUGAUUUUAUCAUUGACAUCAUCCCUUUCCAGCCAUGAAAAACACAUUAUUGUAUAAUUUGCUGCUUUUUUACAGAUUGAAAUCUUUGUCUACCCUUCUUGAUGAAGUCAUUAGUGCUUUCAUGGGAGAAGUUAUGAUAUUUAAACCCACAUUGAUUUUUUCUUUUUCUUUUUUCCUGUCCUGCAUCUUAUUGUACUCUGGAGUUUAUCAGUCACUUAUAUAUGGUGUUUUGUUCCUAGUUAACUUUGCAGAACUGUGUUCUUUUUGAAUCAAGAAGCUUGUUUGUUAA